This is a messenger RNA of Symbiodinium sp. CCMP2592, 963 nucleotides long. NCBI's taxonomy places the organism in Eukaryota, Dinophyceae, Suessiales, Symbiodiniaceae. The record is from the annotation of a GenBank genome assembly.
AUGGCGAUCACCGUUUGCAGUGGGGCCCUCCACACCAGGGCUCACACCAGGACUCUUUGCUGGGACUUCAAUGACCCCAGGGACCCCAAGCCGGCCGUCUACGUGCCUCUGUCGACGCCCGCGCCCGCAGCGCCUGUUCCAGCAAGUCCCAGCUCCGACGAUGAGGAAGACACCGAUGAGGAAAUAUUGCCGCCCAAUGAGGUCGACCCGGUCAAAGCCUGCCCCGGUAUGGGAGCCACUGCGUUGUACAAACUCGAGAUGCAGAUCAGAGAUUUAGAAACAUACGCACCAGGACAGAUGGAGUAUUCUGCCACUCAUGGCCCUGAGGGCUCGUUUCGGAUGCGUUUGAAAGUCUAUCCGCAGGGCGUCGGCCCCCAUGCCGGGUCGCUAGGCGCAUUCCUCGAGCUCAUCCCGCCUUCGCACAUGGCUGAGAGUGAGUGGUCUUGCCCUGAUGUAAGAUUUGACAUCGCGGCCCUGCACGGUGGGUAUCAUGGGGAGUGGUGGAAACGGGAGGCUACAAGCCACACAUUUACAUCCGCCAGUCCUAGCCUGGGCUGGGAUAACUUCGUGCGCGACCCGAGCGGAUGGCUGAGCAACGGGGAGCUACUGCUCGAAGCUUCUGCCAGACUGCCAACGAGGCAGAGCUUCCAUGAAGCUCCGAGCUGCAGCUACCCAACCAUGGACUUCACGCAAGAGCCGGCUUUCAUUACCUUCCGCGUGCGCGAUGCCCCGCUGAUCUUCUUUGACAAGCGGAUUCUCAUAGCACGCUCGGACUACUUCCGGGACAUGCUCUCCGAGCCCAGGUUCAAGGAAGCACAGACCAACGAGAUCGAUCUGCGUUCGGAUCCCAACGCCGACGUUCGCUCGGUCAGCGCCAUCCUCACGUUCUUCAUGUCCGAGACUUUCUUGGCGCAGGGAGAUGAGCUCCUGGCCUUCUCCGUGCGCCGCCUCGCCGACCGCUAG